CUCCGCGCCGCCCAACGCGAGUCCCGCCGGCCCCGCUGGUCCGGCGGCCCCGGCGCGGCACGUCCCGCAGGGCGCAGCAGGUCUCUCGCGACCUGAGCAUCUGGGCAGGGCGCUGAGCGGUGGCGGCGAUGCCAGGGCGCGGGGCCCCGGGCCCUGGUUGGGGGCUGCUGCUGGUGCUGCUGGCGCUGGGCGAGCUGCCGCGGGCGCAGGGCGUCGAGGAGAAGCCUGGCGGCGCGCACGGGGAGAGCCAGGGCUUCCAGGUGGUCACCUUCAAAUGGCACCACGUCCAGGACCCGUACAUCAUCGCGCUCUGGAUCCUCGUGGCCAGCUUGGCCAAGAUCGGCUUCCACCUGUCCCACAAGGUCACCAGCGUCGUCCCCGAGAGUGCACUGCUCAUCGUGCUGGGCCUGGUGCUGGGCGGCAUCGUCUUGGCGGCCGACCACAUUGCCUCCUUCUCGCUCACACCCACGGUCUUCUUCUUCUACCUGCUGCCGCCCAUCGUGCUGGACGCCGGCUACUUCAUGCCCAACCGGCUCUUCUUCGGCAACCUGGGCACCAUCCUGCUGUACGCCGUCAUCGGCACCGUGUGGAACGCGGCCACCACCGGCCUGUCCCUCUACGGCGUCUUCCGCAGCGGCCUGAUGGGAGACCUGAACGUCGGGCUGCUGGACUUCCUCCUGUUCGGCAGCCUCAUCGCCGCCGUGGACCCAGUGGCUGUCCUGGCAGUGUUUGAGGAGGUGCACGUCAACGAGGUGCUCUUCAUCAUCGUCUUCGGGGAGUCGCUGCUCAACGACGCCGUCACCGUGGUCCUGUACAACGUGUUUGAAUCUUUCGUGACGCUGGGUGGUGACAAGGUGACUGGUGUGGACUGCGCGAAAGGAAUAGUGUCCUUCUUCGUGGUGAGCCUGGGGGGCACGCUGGUGGGGGUCGUCUUCGCCUUCCUGCUCUCGCUGGUGACGCGCUUCACCAAGCACGUGCGCAUCAUCGAGCCCGGCUUCGUGUUCGUCCUCUCCUACCUGUCCUACCUCACGUCAGAGAUGCUGUCCCUGUCGGCCAUCCUGGCCAUCACCUUCUGCGGCAUCUGCUGUCAGAAGUACGUGAAGGCCAACAUCUCGGAGCAGUCCGCCACCACGGUGCGCUACACUAUGAAGAUGCUGGCCAGCGGGGCCGAGACCAUCAUCUUCAUGUUCCUGGGCAUCUCGGCCGUGGACCCUCUCAUCUGGAAGUGGAACACAGCCUUCGUGCUUCUGACACUGGUCUUCAUCUCUGUGUACCGGGCCAUUGGUGUCGUCCUGCAGACCUGGAUUCUGAACCGGUACCGGAUGGUGCAGCUGGAGAUCAUAGACCAGGUGGUCAUGUCCUACGGCGGCCUUCGUGGGGCCGUGGCUUAUGCCCUGGUGGUCCUUCUGGACGAGAACAAGGUCAAGGAGAAGAACCUGUUCGUCAGCACCACCAUCAUCGUCAUCUUUUUCACUGUCAUCUUCCAGGGCCUGACCAUCAAGCCCCUGGUGCAGUGGCUGAAGGUGAAGAGAAGUGAACAGCGAGACCCCAAGCUCAACGAGAAGCUGCACGGCCGGGCUUUUGACCACAUCCUCUCAGCCAUCGAGGACAUAUCAGGGCAAAUUGGACACAAUUAUCUCAGAGAUAAGUGGUCCAAUUUUGAUAGGAAAUUCCUCAGCAAAAUCCUUAUGAGAAGGUCAGCUCAAAAGUCACGAGAUCGGAUUCUGAAUGUUUUCCACGAGCUCAACUUGAAGGAUGCCAUCAGCUACGUGGCCGAGGGAGAGCGCCGCGGGUCCCUGGCCUUCAUCCGCUCCCCCAGCACGGACAACAUGGUCAACGUGGACUUCAGCACCCCGCGCCCCUCGACCGUGGAGGCCUCCGUCUCCUACCUGCUGAGGGAGAACGCCAGCGCCGUGCGCCUGGACAUGCAGUCCCUGGAGCAGAGGCGACAGAGCAUCCGCGACACGGAGGACAUGGUCACUCACCACACACUGCAGCAGUACCUGUACAAGCCCCGGCAGGAGUACAAACAUCUCUACAGUCGACACGAGCUAACCGCGGACGAGGACGAAAAGCAGGACAAGGAGAUCUUCCACCGGACCAUGCGGAAACGCCUGGAGUCCUUCAAGUCGGCCAAGCUGGGCGUCAACCCGCACAAGAAGGCCGCGAAGCUGCUCAAGAGGGAGCGUGUCCAGAAGCGGAGGAACAGCAGCAUUCCCAACGGGAAACUGCCGAUGGUGAGCCCCCUGCACGACUUCACCAUUACGGAGAAAGAUUUGGAACUUCCAGACCCUGAGGAAGCCCCCAGCUAUGAUGCCGAGGAGAUGAGUGGGGGGAUCGAGUUCCUGGCGAACAUCACGCAGGACACAGCGACAGACUCCCCCUCAGGUGACACCGGCUCCGACGCGCCGCUGACUGGACGCUCGUCCCCGCGCGACGCCCCGCCCGCCGCCGAGAAGCCCCCGCGCGUGCGCGCCCCGAGCCCGGCCCCGCCCAGCCCCGCGAACGCCCCGCCCACUGCGCCGCCCGACCCCGAUACGGGAGCCGGGCCUGCUCCGGGGGCGGGGCCAGAGCGCCGCGGGCUACUUGGUGCGCACGCGCGGUCGGCGGCGGCGCGCCGCGUGCAUAGCCGGCGCUCUUUCCAGCGGCCGCGCGCGCGCCGCCGUCCCGCGUUGCUCAAGCUGUCUUCGCUGCAGCCGUCGUGCUACGCGCCGCCGCACGCGCUGGAGCAGGAGGAGACGCCGCUGUGAUGGCCGCCCACCAGGGGUCUGCACGCACGACCUCGCUCCCCGGGGGUGUGCCGCACGGCCGCGCCCCUCUGGGGUGUCCACCCCCCCCCCCAUGGCCGCGCUCCUCGGGGGGGCUCUCCGCCCCCAUCACGGCGGCUUUCCCGGGAUCUGCACCCAUUACCUCGCCCCGGGCGAUAACCUCGACCCUCACGACCUCGCCUUCCAGGGGUCUCUACCCCCGCCAUAGCCGCCCAUCCGGGGGUCUGCUCCUAUGGCCGUGUUCACCUGGGGCCGUGCCCUCCAUGGCCUCACUCCCAAGGGGUCUUCCGGUCGCCUGGAGUAGCCCUGGACGCUCACCCAUCCACUUGGGUGCUGGGGUGGGCAGGAGCUGGACUCCCCGGGGACCAGCUGUGCAGCAAGGCCUGAACCUCGGCACUGCAUGGGGUUCUUGCAGAGAGGCCGCUGCGGGCCAGGAAGUGGGCCGUGAGCCUCCUCCACCUUCUGGGAGGCCUGGGCAGGUGCCCUUGCCGGGAGACUCCAUUGUGGGCCCUCUGUCCCCUGCCCUGGAUUUGAACUGAGCCGGCACUUGUGUGUUACUGUUUCCACAGUCACCCCUGACUCAGGGACAGUCUGUGCUUGAGUUCUUGCCACCAGUGUCCAUUCUCAUCACUGCUGGGGAAACAGACCCAAACCAGAUGAGAUUUGCCCACUGUGAUACCCACCCAAGACUCCAGGCCAGGCUGGCCUCUCCCAAAGCCCCCAGGCUUCUCACCUUGGGGCAGCCCCGACUCCAGGGUGGGAUGCGGGAUAUCUUCGUGUCCACUCACCAGGUCUUUGAACCACCUGUCACCUUAGGGACUGUAGGUACAGCUGCAGAAACAUUCUUCGUUUGCUCAUCCUUUUUGUGCUGAGAUUCCCAGAGCCCAGCCCUCGCCCCGCAGACACCCCAGUCUCAGUACGGUGGCUUCUGGGUCUGUAGGCUGAUGUGCGGAUCUGCUCACCACGUGAGCCGCUCACUCAGCCGUCACCAGGACAGGAGUGACACACGGUUUGCAGUACUUGUGCCCACACUCGCAGCCACUGUGACCCACUCUGUGAGCACAAAAGCCAGCCAUUGUCUGACCCACAGACCAAGGCACAUGCUCCGUCCACUCACUGCAGGAGUGGUUCAUCCAGAGCAGGCUGGCCAGUCCAGACUCCACAGCCCAGCCAGCCCGGCAUCUCCAGCUGCCUUAACAACUCCCCUGGACCGCUGGACCCAGAUCUGAUUCCCGGCUGCAGGGCCAGAGGCUGAGCCGGGGAGAGCAGCUCUGGACGGCCACUCGACACAGUAGAGAGUAAACCUGCAGGUGGCCAACCUCUCCUGGGCCGGCUCUGCAGCCGGUGUUUUCUGGGAUUGGGAGGCAGGCUCUCUGUGACCGGCACAAGCUGAGCACAGCAUCGUGAAGGUUCCAGGCCGGACAUUUCAACCUGAAAGACUGUGUUUGGUCUGUGACACGGUGUUAUAAACCCUAGUACUGUGGAUACAUUUCAUAAAUGAGAAUCCUAGCUGUUCUUGUCAUUGUAAAACAGAAUGUAAACAGUCUUAUGAAUGUAUUUCCUUAGGAAAACUUGUAAAAAUUUUUAUUAGGAAAGAAUUCUUAUUUAUUUAAUACCGAACUUUGGCCUACUUUGUGGUAGACCAUAAUGUACACAAAUUUAGGGGUCACUCUCACUUCUGUAUUUUCUUGAAAAUAAUUUUGUUACAGUGCUCACAUACUGUGUACUAUUGAUCUCUAUUGUUAAAGGAGAUUUAGUGGAGAAAUUUCACUGAAACUGGAAUUGGAAUGUAUUUUAAGCUAUAAGUGGUGAAGAUUGUGAAUGCUAAUUUUGUGAAUGUAGUCUAGUCAAGCUUUGUGUGACCCGAAUCACAAUCCGCGUGCCUUAUCAAAGUCCUGCCCCAUGUGCUGUCGGCAGCGUCUGGGCAGCGCCCACCACAGACCCUACAACAACUGCUUGAUCAAGUCCAUUAAAAACGUUUCAAGGCG
Balaenoptera ricei (Rice's whale) is the source of this 4756-nucleotide messenger RNA. It is a transcript of the gene SLC9A3, whose product is annotated as solute carrier family 9 member A3. The transcript has 16 exons. The coding region runs from base 129 to 2750 and encodes 873 amino acids. Lineage: Eukaryota; Metazoa; Chordata; Mammalia; Artiodactyla; Balaenopteridae. Gene Ontology annotation, cellular component: apical plasma membrane; brush border membrane. Gene Ontology annotation, molecular function: sodium:proton antiporter activity. Gene Ontology annotation, biological process: regulation of pH; proton transmembrane transport; sodium ion transport. The record is from RefSeq and is a predicted model, not a curated record.